GCCCUUCGGCCACCAUACGUCCGCUCCACCGCAUACCUACCAAAAAUGUCCUACCCUUCAACUCCCAACGACGACCAAUUCCGCGACAUCAUCGAGUAUCUACGGAAUGCGGAGCGCUUGCAGCUACCUGAGUACUUCCCAGCUAGCUGGUCCUCUUUGGAGAGCAUGAUUAUUCCUUCACCAAUUACUAUCGCUGAUGUUCCUGCCACCCGAGCAAGCGCCCUCGAACGUGCGCAAGACGCCUUGAAUUCGUUCCCUCCGACACUGCAACGAUCAAGGUGGCUGGAACAUUCUUCUCUUAUAGAGCAGGCCCGCGCGAUUUCCAUGCGCACGAUCCGCAUUUGCCGUGGAUCCCGGCUGGACGGCUCAAACCUCCAACCAUUUUCGCAGGCUUCCGACAGCCGUGCCGCUCUUCCCUCUUCGCUCGAACUCGACCGGAUCCAGCGCCAGCAGUCGAUGUAUAUGUUCAGCGAGAACAUACACCGGCGGCCCUCUGCGUCUCUGAUGUCGGCGGCGAGCCGUGGGCCACAGCGAGGACCAGCUCUUGUGGCAACAUACACCGGACCCGAGGCCAGAACCGCAAGGCCGCCAGCUUGGACAGUCCUCCCGCUCGUCCCGUCGUGGGGCGCCCGGAACGCCUCUGGCUGCCGCCACGCAAUGCCGCUUGUACCAUCCGGAAACGUCGCGAUACUCCCGGCGGCGGUGUACGGAGUGGUGGUUCCGUCCAAUCGUUCGGUGGCACCCCUCGCGCCUUGCGUGCACAACGUAGCGUCUCUCCUGCCGCAGACGGGCAAUGUGGCACCGCGCGCGGUGGCGCAGAGCUCUCGAUGCUCCAACGCCGACGACAGUGGGGAUGCUACUUUGAUGGCGGCGUCGUCGGCUCGUGCGUCUCUCGUGUCAACGACCGGCUGUGCGGCGCCUGCGGCGCAUUUGAAGGAUGCGGCAUGCACUACACAGGAAUCAACGCCAGCGGAGGAGGACGAAUCGCCACCGUCGUCGCCAGAGCUGCCCCUGCGGACGAUCGUGCGAAGCACCAAGGUCGGGACCGAUAAGGAUAAGGGUAACGUUCGCAAUCUGCCGAUAGCGUCGCAUAUCGACACGGCUCAAAAGUCGCCCAAGCAACUGGUCGGACAGGCACAUAGUUCUCGGCUCGGGAAGGUCAAGCGGGUAGAGCCGAUCAAGGUCUAUAAGUGGCAGAAGGAAGGCAGGACGCCUUAUUAUUGUGCACUCUGCCACGAGAGCAUGUCGCCAGAUUGCAAGACGACGCAGCGACACAGGCGAUCGGAGAAGCACAUGAUCCGGUUGGCCUGCAGGAAGGGCCGCUCGCCCACGUCGUCAAGUGCAUCUCAGAUGGACCCAGACGAAGGGACAUCCCAGGACCUUGAGCCACUGGUGUGUCCGUAUUGCAAGAUAGAGUUCAAGUCGAACCGUGAUGACUCGUUGAGGCGCCAUUUGAAGCUAUGUGUGGCAGUGGAAGAGCGGGGGCACGAGGGUAAACGCGGGGAAUGUUAA
Laetiporus sulphureus 93-53 is the source of this 1512-nucleotide messenger RNA. RefSeq lists its product as uncharacterized. NCBI's taxonomy places the organism in Eukaryota, Fungi, Basidiomycota, Agaricomycetes, Polyporales, Laetiporaceae. The record is from RefSeq and is a predicted model, not a curated record. The coding region runs from base 46 to 1512 and encodes 488 amino acids. The transcript is spliced from 3 exons.